Messenger RNA from Nakaseomyces glabratus, 2763 nucleotides. It is a transcript of the gene APL5, whose product is annotated as Apl5p. Gene Ontology annotation, cellular component: endosome membrane; membrane coat; AP-3 adaptor complex. Lineage: Eukaryota; Fungi; Ascomycota; Saccharomycetes; Saccharomycetales; Saccharomycetaceae. The record is from RefSeq and is a predicted model, not a curated record. Gene Ontology annotation, biological process: intracellular protein transport; Golgi to vacuole transport; protein targeting to vacuole.
AUGACGUCCUUAUAUGCACCUUCUAGCGAAGAUGUUAAGCAAAGACUAAGGCCGUUUGGGUUCUUCUUUGAGAAGUCCUUGAAAGAUCUCAUUAAAGGUAUUCGUAACAAUAACGAAACACCUGAGAAGCUAGAGCAAUAUUUCACUGAGGUACUGAGUGAGUGUCGGAAUGAGACUACUUCCCCUGAUAUGAUACUCAAGACCAAUGCUGUUUUGAAGCUAGCAUAUCUGGAGAUGUACGGAUUUGAUAUGUCCUGGGCAAAUUUUCAGGUCUUGGAAGUCAUGAGCAGUAAUAAACUCCAACAGAAGAGAGUAGGUUACUUGGCAGCCUCACAAUGUUUUCAUGAGGAUACUGAUGUGCUGAUGUUAGCAACUAACCUCUUAAGAAAGGACUUGAAAUACUCUGGUACCAAUGACACAGUGAAAGUUGGGAUUGCACUAAGUGGCUUGUCUUCAAUGAUAACACCAGCUCUAGCUGCAGAUAUUGUGGAUGAUCUAUUCACCAUGCUAUCCAGCUCGAAAGCAUAUAUUAGAAAGAAGGCUGUAACAGCAUUAUUCAAAGUAUUCUUGGAGUACCCGCAGGCAUUACGUGACAAUUUUGACAAAUUUGCGAGGAUGAUCGAAGAUGAGGAUUUAUCUGUUAUUUCUGCAACAGUGAGUGUAAUUUGUGAGCUGUCAAAGAAAAAGCCAGAACCAUUUGUGAUACUUUCACCGCUACUAUAUGAUUUACUAACAACAAUUGACAAUAAUUGGAUAAUAAUACGAUUACUAAAACUAUUCAAGAAUCUGUCCCAAGUAGAAGAAAAAUUAAGACCUAAAUUGCUUCCUAAAAUUCUUGAAUUAAUGGAUUCCACAAGCGCUACUUCAGUUCUAUAUGAAUCAAUAAACUGUAUAGUUAGAGGAAACAUGCUAGAAAAUGAUGAUUAUAGUACUGCAAGAGCAUGUUUAGAACCAUUGCAUAGAUUCUGUGAGUCUACAGAUCCUAACUUAAGGUAUAUUAGUUGUACGCUAUUCUAUCGAAUCGGAAAGAUCAACCCGUAUUUUUUAGUCGAGUAUUCUGAGCUAAUCAUCAAAUUACUAACAGAUGUUGAUAUCUCGAUUAGAUCAAAAGCGUUGGAACUUCUAGAGGGUAUUAUAAAUGAAGAUAAUAUUAGGCUUAUAACUACAAUUUUGAUGAGACAAUUUGUUGAUGAAGAAACGGUCAGUGUUAGUAGUGGAAGCUCAUUACUUAACUCAAUCAUUGAGGUAAAAAUAGUUAUUCCAGAGGCAUAUAAGGUUAAGAUAAUUAAGACUAUACUUAAGGCAUGUGCGGCUGAUAACUACAAAAAUAUACCUGACUUUGAGUGGUAUAAUGCAGUUCUGAAAGAUUUGACCAUUGUUUCACAAGAUAUGGCUAACAAAAAACUCGGAGAAACGAUAGGAGAAAACCUGAGGGAUAUUCUUGUGAGGGUUCCUGAUGUGCGCGAUAUUACAAUUUCCAAUAUCAUUGAUAUAUUGUUCAUUCCUGACAUCGAGCAACAAUUAGGUUCUGUUUUGAGAGAGUCUAUUUGGUGUAUAGGUGAAUUUGCUUCUUAUAUUGAGAACAGUGAUGACUUAAUUCGUUUGCUUGUGCAGCGUGGAAAAUUUUAUAGUUCCGAACUGAAGCCCAUUUUGAUUCAGUCCGUGGUUAAAAUAUUUGCUUCUUGGGUAAAGAGCAAUAAUAGCACUACCAUUUCGGAAGAAAUUUUGACCGAGAUACUUCAUCUGUUAAUAGCAUUUUUGCAAGACUGUUGUAACUCUGGCGAUUUUGAUGUGCAAGAAAGGGCAUUUGAAUUUCUAGAACUUCUGAAGAUUUGUGAUGAAUCUCGAUCUUUAACGGAAGAGAAAAUCACACCCUUGAUGAGUCAAGUUUUGCCUGGGCUUUUCUCUGACUACGAACUUAACCCAAUAGCUGUUGGUUCACAAAAACUAAUUGAAAUAGAACCAAGCAUCGAUCUGCAAACUCCAUUCUUGAGUGAUAUGGACUGGACAAUCUUAAAGCAACAAUAUUCUUUAUCAGAAUCUGAAAGUAUAAAUAGUGACAACACUUCCCUGCAAGAGAGUGAUCAUGAGGUCGAUAAUGAAUCCGGUGAAUAUAUUUCAGAAACAGAUAGGCAUCAAGUCCAUGAGGGAAGCUUUUCAGAGGGCAUUGUAGAAAAUAAUAACGAAGGAAAUCCAUUUUACCUCGGGAAAAGCGGUGACAUUGGUAUCAAAAGUAACACAGGAGCAGAUGAUCUUGAUACCUCUUCUGGCCAUAUUCCAAUAGCAGUUGGUAUAACGAUGGAGUCAGAAAGUAAAAUGAAGAAAGCAAAGAAAAAGAAAAAGAAGGUUACUAUAUUGUCGGAUGAAGUUGUCGGACAACCACAAAAUGCAAUACCUAUAAAAGUAAAGCGUCCAAUGAAUAUAGAGACCUCCAAAAGUAAAAUCAACUUGAAAAAACAGACUAAGUUGGAUUUAUUUGAUUUCGACAAAGGAACAGAAGAGUCCCAUAUGGAAUUAAAUCCAAAUGAGUAUGGUGAUGAUGAGGUUGGUCAAGAGGAAUUGGAGAAACUGCGUGAAAAAUUUGGCUCUCAUUCGAUAGAAAACUCUGCGGCUAUUGGAAAUGAUGACGAAGUUGUUACUAUAAAGAAGAAGAAGAAGAAGAAGAAGAAAACACGUCAAAAGGAUGACAACUUGGAUAAGAAGAAAGAUAAGAAAGAGAGCAGCACACAAAUAAUAAGCGAGGAUUCUGAGAACGUUCUCUGA